UGAUUACACACACACGCAAACAGGGGCAGCUAGCUAAGUUACUGUAGCUGCUCAUGUGUCUAGGGCGCACCAAUGCCGCAGAACCUGGAAUAAAAAGAAAGCCGAGGGCAGUUGACGCCUCCUCGCCCUAGCCGCGCCUCUCGUCUUUUGACAUCGACGCACUGCGCUACCCUUGGCGAUAUUGUAAUCACCCCAAUCUGUCUGGUAGCUUGGUCACCGUACCGCUUCACUUAUAAGACGCAGACGCAGACGCAGACGCAUGGCCCUGGCCGACAAUACACGGCGCCUGCUCUCCUUUCCCCCCGCCGCGCAUGACACACUGUCUACUAUCUGCCACCCAACCACUAGCCUAUCUAAACAACCAUCGCUCUCUCUAGAGUAUUCGUCUAACUAUCGGCCAUGUCUGCCAAAGACGAGGUCAUCACCGACGCACAAAAUGCGCCCGCGCGGGAGUCCAACCCAAGCGAUGGCGGCAUGCCGGACCACCUCUCCUCGCUAGAAAAGACCCAUACCAACAUUGAUGUUGUCCGUACUACCCAGGACACACCGUAUUCUGACAUCCGCUUCAUGGGCACCUAUGCCGCCGCGCUGCUAGCAUGUACUGGAGCCUUUGCCACCUAUCUCAUGCCUGUGACCGCGCUUUCCAUUCUCAACACACCCCAGUACAUUGGCCCCUCUGAAAACUCUACCUGGGUAGCGCUCUCCUGGACGUUGCUCAGCGCCGUGUCCUUUACGCUGCUAGGUCGUCUCAGCGACAUCUUUGGCCGCCGGUGGUUCUUUGCUGGUUCAACUGGCGCAGCGGUCAUUGGAAGUAUCAUUGGCGCCACGGCAACGCAUAUUGAUACGCUAAUUGCCGCAUCUGUCUUCUGCGGCUUCGCAUCUGCUGGCCAGCUGUCCAUCAACUACACCAUUGGCGAGCUUGUGCCUAUUCGACAUCGCUUUGCUGCCAACGGGCUCAUCUUCCUGUUUACGCUUCCCACAUCUGCGCUGAGUCCUUACAUCGCGCGCCUCUUCAUUGUACAGACCAGUGUCGGAUGGCGUGGGAUGUACUACCUUGGUAUUGCAAUCCAUGGCGCCUCGUUUCUGCUCUGGGUCAUCUUCUACCACCCUCCAAGAUUUGAUCACCUCCAUCGCAAUCGCAGUAAGACAGAUGAGCUACGUGACAUGGACUUUGGCGGCAUAUUCCUCUUCGUCGCUGGCUCUGUCCUCUUCUUGCUCGGUCUUUCCUGGGGCGGUCAUUUAUACCCGUGGGCAUCUCCCGCAGUGCUGUGUACGCUGAUUAUUGGAUUUUUGGUCCUUAUUGCCUUUGUUCUAUACGAAAUGUUUGUUCCUUUGCGACGACCACUUGUGCCCAUUGCACUGUUCAACUAUGGCUACAGUACAUUGAACGUCUUGUCGGCAGUCGGUGGAAUUGUGUACUAUUCCAUGUCUGUUGUCUUCCCUGUCAUGGUAGCGACUCUGUUUGAGACAGAUCCAAUCCGAGGUGGUCUAGUUUCUUGUGCCGUUGGCGGUGGUGUUUGUGCCGGACAGUUCUUUGGAAGCUGGCUAACCGUACCUGGCGGCCAUCUAAAGUAUAAGAUGAUCUUUGUCACCGCAUCCAUGACAGCCUUUCUCGCGGGUUUAGCUGGUGCUACAAAUAGUGAGAGCACUGCCACAGCUUUAGCUGUCAUGGCUGGUCUUAUGGUUGGCUUACUUGAAGUGGCUGUGAGCACCGCAGUAACUAUUGUGAUUGAUGACCAGUCUGAAAUUGGUACCGCUGCUGGCGUCUUUGGGUCUAUCCGAGCCGCUUCUGGUGUCUUGGCCACCGCCAUCUAUGUCUCUGUUCUGCAGAACAAGAUCCAGUCGAACACAAAGUCUAUACUGGUUCCUGCGCUGCUAAAGGCCGGCCUUCCAGUAUCAUCAUUGACAGAUUUUAUUACAGCUCUCGCUGCUGGGGAUACGGCCUCCCUUAGCAAAGUUCCAGGCGUUUCACCAACCAUCCUACAGACUGCUCUCGGUAGUUUCAGGACAGUCUAUGCUGUGUCUUUCAAGACAGUGUACCUGGCCACUAUUGCAUUUGGUGCCCUGAGCUUUAUCGUGGCAUUCUUCGUCCCGGACAUUGAUGACAAGCUAUCUCGCGAUGUCAUUCGACGUCUUGGAUCACAGGAUGACGGGCAUAGCUCCAAGAAAACAGUGGAUGAUGUACAUUCACAGGAUGGGCACUCGCCAGUUUAAUAAUUUGUCAAACUUUCUUUUUAGGCACGAUCUUGGGAGUAUAGCUUUUCUUCAUCUUUUUCUCUUUGGACAGAACGCUUUGAGCGGAUUUAUACAAGCGUCCUUUAUGAUUAGCGUAAUAUGAUUUUAUUAAAUACCAUUCGUUUUUGUUGUGACUAUUGUGACAUUGGACGUGCGUUACUUUGCCAGAGAAGUGAAGGAAUGAUUAAGUCACUGGAAGUGACUAAGGAAGGAGAAAGAAGUGGAAGACACAGGAAAAGGAAGUGAAUACAGGAUGUAUUCGGUAUAUUUAACUAGGGCAGUUCCGACCAUGGAACUUGAAGAAAACAACGAACUUUUACCACAACCUCUCACCGUUUGAUAACACGUGUUAUUAAUCCUUGAACCAACA
Molecule: messenger RNA, 2605 nt
Organism: [Torrubiella] hemipterigena
Lineage: Eukaryota; Fungi; Ascomycota; Sordariomycetes; Hypocreales; Clavicipitaceae
Source: the annotation of a GenBank genome assembly